GGAAGGAAGGAGUGGAGAGUUUGACGGUGGCGGAGGGGAGCGGCGAAGCCUCGGAAGGGGGUGGGGCGCCAUCGGAGGCGGAGUAGAAGCUCUAGGUUCUCCACUGAGCCUGUCGUGUCCUUCCAGCCAUCCAUCCAUCCAUCCAUCCAUCUAUCCAUCUAUCUAUCUAUCUGACCGUCCCGGCCUGUGACGGUGCUCUCCGGCUUGGCAGGGGAUCAGCAGCUUUUAGUUAAGAGAGGGAACCACCGGCUGGAAGGGCGGCGGGGAAUGGAAGCCGAGGACCUAAGCAGACUCCGAGCUCUUUGAGGGCAGGGAGGAGUUUUGCGUUUCUUUGUGUCUCCAGCUCUUAGCGCAGUGCCCGAUACUCUUUUGAGCAAAUUCAAGCAUUUUACCAGUUUCCAUACCAUCCGAUGAUGGCUGCAGCUCCCAACAUGGAAUUUAUGAAUGAACAACUAGCUCUACCAGAAAUUCCAGUCCCAGCCUUUGACCCGGAACCUAUUCAAGAAGAAAAGGGGAGAAAAAGAAGAACCAGAUCGUCAGAGCCAAAACAGCUGGAGCCAAAAAAGCCAGAGCCGAAAAAACGCACUGGAUCCCCCAGAGCAGCCAAAUCAAGGGGGAAACAAGAAAAAAUUACAGAUACUUUCAAAGUGAAAAGGAAAGUGGAUCGUUUUAAUGGGGUCUCAGAAGCUGAGCUUCUGACUAAGACCCUGCCCGAUAUUUUGGCCUUCAACCUGGACAUUGUCAUUAUUGGCAUAAACCCAGGACUCAUGGCAGCUUACAAAGGGCAUCAUUACCCGGGACCUGGAAACCAUUUUUGGAAGUGUCUCUUUAUGUCUGGACUGAGUGAGGUCCAGCUAAAUCAUAUGGAUGACCAUACUUUACCAGGAAAGUACGGCAUCGGCUUUACAAAUAUGGUUGAAAGGACCACCCCAGGCAGCAAGGAUCUUUCAAGUAAAGAGUUUCGAGAAGGAGGACGCAUUUUGGUGCAGAAGUUACAGAAAUACCAACCUCGAAUAGCGGUUUUCAAUGGAAAAUGUAUUUACGAAAUUUUUAGCAAAGAAGUUUUUGGAGUAAAAGUUAAGAAGUUGGAAUUUGGACUUCAGCCUCAUAAGGUCCCAGACACAGAAACUCUCUGCUACGUCAUGCCGUCAUCCAGUGCAAGGUGUGCUCAGUUCCCACGGGCACAAGAUAAAGUUCAUUAUUAUAUCAAGCUGAGAGACUUGAGAGACCAGUUGAAAGGCACCGUACCUAACUCAGACGUUCAGGAGGUGCAGUACACAUUCAAUUUGCAGCUUGCCCAAGAGGAUGCAAAGAAGAUGGCUGUUAAGGAAGAAAAGUAUGAUCCAGGCUACGAGGCAGCUUAUGGAGGCGCUUACUGUGAAAGGGCGUGUGAUGUUGAGCAGCCGUGUCCCUUCGCUUUGGAUGGGACAGGAACAAGUAACGCAGUCCUAAGUGGAGAACCAACUUUUGGGGACAUAGCAAGCGAUGAGUGGAUGACGCAGUCAUUCACAGACCAGAUUCUGCCUUCCUUCAGUCCCUUUGGGAUCCUCGAACAAGAAGGUGGCUGCAUGUGAGGAUGGCCCUUCGAAGCUCUUCCUGCACACUGCAGUUUUAAUGCAGCUGUCUAGAAAGGUGCCUCAGUUCACCAACUGAAGCAUUUUAAUAGAACUUCACUCAUCUCAUUUUCUGGUAACCCAUUUGUGUGGUAGAAUUAACUUUGUGAACUAGAUAGUUUGAAAGCAAAUGUAGAUCCUUUUGUAUGUGAGUUUUUAUAUUUAAUGUGUGCCAUUGUUUACAGUUUUUGACAAACUGUAGUCUUAUUUUUGAAGAAAUUAUUUCUUUUGGGCGUUGCUUGUAGUCUGUAUUUUUUUUUAAACAGCCUGUAUAUUUAUACUCCUUUCUUAAAUCUACAUAUGGCGAGAAAUUCCAGAGUCCUUUUAUGCCUGAAAAGCACAUUCUGUGCAUGAUUGUCACGGGUAUAGACACACAAAUGUGUCACAGUUCUCAUGUGGACAUGAGGCUACUCACCUGAUGUCCAUGAGCAUGUGCUCUGGGACUUGGGGAUUUUCCAGUUGUGCUGAUGGAGGAAUCCUAAAUCAUUUCUUUCCCCAAAGUGGCCCCUUUUCCAUGUGGCCAGCCGUUGGCAUUUCUUGGUAAGGAAGCCACCUGGAUCCAGGCCACAGGUCGGAGCCAGCCACCUUCCCUUCACAGCAGACCAGCAGCUGGCCACCGCCCAGGAGCCAGCACGCACACAAGUCAGCUCUGGGGAACGCAGGCAGGCCUUGGAAAAUCGCAUUUUCAAUGGUUCAUUUGUCACUUGGCAGAUUGUUACUUGUGAGGAAGAGCAAAGGUAUGUAGUUGGGAGGCAAUGACCUUUCUGUCUGGUGCCUGCCUCUGCUCUCCGUGUGGUGAGUAACGGAGCGAGGUGUUGUUCAUAUAGGUGCUUUUCAUACUUGAAACAUGCAUCAAAUGUGUUGUCUAAUAGAAUGUGACUUCCCCUGCUGGUCCUAUCUGAUAAACUAGUCGUUUUCAUUCCCUUUCUCCACCAUAACUCAUCUCUUUGGCAAGAAUGUCCUUUGGUUAGGGUCCAUGAAAAGGUAUUUUGAUUCUGUAUCUUGUGAUUUUCUGGCAUACAGUCUCCACGGUGCUACCAGUGACCCAUAAUCACUUCAUCUUGUGGGUGUUAGACCCAUUCAUCAGUGCCAUUUUUAUUAAAUUCUGACCUGGUCAGAAUGCCAAAAUCAUGGAAAAUCAGAGCUGGAAGGGACCCUUAGAGACGUCUGCUAGUUCAGCUCCCUAAUUCUGUUAGUGGGGAAACCAAGGCCCCCUGAGGGUAAGUGUUAAUGGCAAAGUAGGACAAGAACCCAGAUGUCCUGACCACCCCGUGCCCCCCCCCCCAGUGCUCUUACACAUCGUGCUUUUAUAUUCAGAUAGUAUGUGGCUUUUAAAAUAUGAAAUAUUUAUGAUGAUUUAUAGUUGUUGUUUCAGGGAGUCAUGUGGCUUAACCCUAUUUGUAAUAGCUGUUUAAAAAUCUAUAUUGUGAAUCCAAUCCUGCUUUGGUUUUUAUGCUGUCGGCUGUGGUGGACACUUUCUCCUUUUUUCCCUUCAGUUAGGUCAAAUUGUGUGAAAACUCUUUGUUCUCUGUUAUUUAAGAUGAUGUACUGUAUUACGGUUUACAUGGACAUUCUCCUGCAGGUGCUCACAAGUGCCUUGCAUCAGGGAUUAGUAGGAAUCGAUUAUAUUUUCACAAGAACGAUGUAAAGCAUGUGAUUAGAUACCACUCUAGUAUGUAACUAUUGUAGCUUUACAAUAGUCUUGUUGUAAUUUAAAGGGGAGGGAAAUGCCAUCUUUGGAUUUUGUCACACACCUGCUAUAGACGUGAGUAUUGGAAAUAUCUAAUCAUGUGAUAUGGCAUUUUCAUGAAAAAAAGGAAGUCAGUUGUGGCUGUUAAAUUGUCUUACCUAAGAUGGUCUGGAGCUUUUUCAUUAAAUGGUAUUGGAAAAGAUUUUAAAUGAUUUUGAAAGUAUGCCAAUUUUGACAAUAAACACAGAGGAAUUCUGUCUCUUUGGUGUC
Trichosurus vulpecula (common brushtail) is the source of this 3573-nucleotide messenger RNA. RefSeq names its product thymine DNA glycosylase (gene TDG). The record is from RefSeq and is a predicted model, not a curated record. Gene Ontology annotation, cellular component: nucleus. Gene Ontology annotation, biological process: base-excision repair, AP site formation. Gene Ontology annotation, molecular function: mismatch base pair DNA N-glycosylase activity. The coding region runs from base 411 to 1574 and encodes 387 amino acids. The transcript has 11 exons. Lineage: Eukaryota; Metazoa; Chordata; Mammalia; Diprotodontia; Phalangeridae.